Messenger RNA from Rosa chinensis, 2078 nucleotides. RefSeq names its product disease resistance protein RPV1-like. Gene Ontology annotation, molecular function: ADP binding. Gene Ontology annotation, biological process: signal transduction; defense response. The transcript has 3 exons. The record is from RefSeq and is a predicted model, not a curated record. Lineage: Eukaryota; Viridiplantae; Streptophyta; Magnoliopsida; Rosales; Rosaceae. Bases 33 to 1997 code for a protein of 654 amino acids.
CCUCCUCACUCAUCCUCCUGCAAUCAAACACCAUGGAUCUGAGCGUACCUCAAUUCGGAGCCUCUUCCUCUUCUUCUUCCACCCAUUUGUUCACACACGAUGUCUUUCUGAGCUUCAGAGGUGCGGAUACCCGCAACAAUUUCACAGGCCAUUUGUACAGCAAUUUGGUUAACAAGGGAAUUAAGACCUUCAUGGAUAAUGAGCUUACAAGAGGACAAGAUAUAAGAAAAGAGCUUCUCGAAGUAAUUGAAGGAUCAAGGAUUUCCAUUGUUGUAUUUUCUGUGAACUAUGCAUCUUCAAAGUGGUGCUUGGAUGAACUUGUCAAGAUCUUUCAAUGUAAAGAAUCCAAGCAACAAAUCAUUUUCCCAAUUUUCUACAAGGUACAUCCGUCGGAGAUACGAUACCAAACGGGCCAGGUUAGUGAGGCAAUUGCUCACCUCAGAAAAUACAAUAACUCGGAGAAGGUGGAGAGUUGGAAGGCAGCUCUUACACAAGCAGCAACUUUGUUUGGGUGGCACAUCUUGGAGGGAGGGCAAGAAGCGAAUGUCAUUGAUGAAAUUGUUAAAGAGAUAUCAACCAAAAUAAUGAAAUGCACCCCUUUAGAUGUGGCAACAUAUCCUGUUGGAAUAGAAUCUCGUGUAGAAGACAUACUCAAGCUCUUAAAUGUUGAGGAAGAAGGCCCUCACAUGAUAGGAAUAUGGGGAAUUGGUGGAAUAGGAAAGACAACACUUGCAAAAGCUAUUUAUAAUUCAAUUAGCCAUAAGUUUGAAUAUAGCUGUUUCCUGGCAAAUGUUAGAGAAGAAUCAUUUUCACAUGGAGGUCUUGUCAAGCUACAAAACAAUUUUCUUUCUAAGAUAGAGAGGAAUCUACCUAAUGUGAUCAAUGUUGAUGAAGGGAGCAUUGUGCUGAAGCAAAAACUAAGCCAGAAAAAGGUUCUCUUAGUUCUUGAUGAUGUGGACCACUUGGAUCAAUUAAAAAAACUUGCUGGAGGGUGUGAUUGGUUUGGUCCAAGAAGUAGAAUUAUUAUAACAACAAGAGAUAUAAAGUUCUUAAGGGCUCAUACAGUCAAAUCAAUAUAUGAGGUUAAGGAAUUAAAUGAUCAAGAAGCUUUAGAGCUCUUGAAUUUCAAUGCCUUCAAAGGAAAUAAAUGUAUGGUUGAUUUCUUUGAACUUGCAACUAAUGUAAUACAUUACGCUAAAGGGAUUCCGUUAGUUUUGGAAAUUUUGGGGUCAGAUCUAUGUAAUAAAAAUAAGGAUGAGUGGAAAGAUGUAUUAGAGUAUUAUUGCAAAUAUCCUAACCAAGAGAUUCAACGAACUCUCCAAAGAAGUUACGAGGCAUUGGAGCAUCCGAUGAAAGAAAUUUUUCUUCAUAUUGCAUGUUUCUUUAAAGGUUACAAACAAAGUUAUGUGAUAGAAGUCCUACAAAGCUGUGACCUCAAUCCAAUGUAUGCUCUCAAAGUUCUCAUAGAAAGGGCCUUAAUAAAAAUUGAGAAAGACGAUGAGAUUUGGAUGCAUGACCUUAUAGAAGACAUGGGAAAAGAAAUUGUUCGGCAAGAGUCCCCUGAUGAGACAGGACAACAUAGUAGAUUGUGGCUUUAUGAGGAUGUUCGCGACAUUCUUGAAGAAAACACAGGGACAGAUAAAAUUAAAGCCAUCGUGUUGAGAAGUUUUGACAUGUUGAGAAGUUUUGACGUGUUGAGAAAAAACAACGAUACUCGGAUACGGUUGAACCGCGGAAGCUUCAGAAACUUGAAAAAUCUUCAAAUUUUUAUAGUUAAUCGUGAGAUGCUUUGUGGAGAGGGCGUGGAUUAUCUACCCAACCAGUUAAGGGUUCUCGAGUGGGAGGAUUGUUCGUUACUAUCGUUGCCAACAAAUUUUAAUAUGAGGAAACUCAGUAAACUGCACAUGGGUGGGCCCUGCACGACUCAACUAAUGAAUGAGGGAUUGAAGGUAUUUCUGUAUUUGAAAGAAUUCGAUCACAGUUUACACAUAUUUUAAUUUAUCAUUUCAACCUUUAUAAUUUGUUUUUUUAUUUGUUUUAUUCUCUUUCUCCCAAACAGAAUAUGCGAUAUUUGAAAU